AUGACUCGGGAAAAAUCUAGCCUGAAGCCGUUCUUUGUUCGCUUCCCUACUCCAGUUAUUAUCACUAGUCGGGAAUCACCCAUCACUCAACGGCCUCGAAAAAUCAAUGUUGCAAAUAUGACAGCUCUAAAUUUCAGGCCUCAUCCUUACAAGUCUCAAAGUAGUACUCUUUGCUCUACUAUCAUGAAGUUCACGAAUCUCGAAGAUUCUCUUAGACCAGAAUAUUCACUUAGCUCUAGCAUCUAUGACCAGCUGUAUCCCAACAAGUUUGAUGACAAGUCCAGAUGGAAUGUUCAGUGCGGUGUUAGGCCUAAUACGGCAAGUCUGCCGUCCCUACAGGGCGCUCAACUUCGAUUCUGUGGCCGUAUGAUUCGCUCCGAUAUUCGUAUGCAGAAUAGAUGA
Molecule: messenger RNA, 402 nt
Organism: Sclerotinia sclerotiorum 1980 UF-70
Lineage: Eukaryota; Fungi; Ascomycota; Leotiomycetes; Helotiales; Sclerotiniaceae
Exons: 6
Coding region: 1-402 (133 amino acids)
Source: RefSeq, a predicted model, not a curated record